Molecule: messenger RNA, 2572 nt
Organism: Zea mays
Lineage: Eukaryota; Viridiplantae; Streptophyta; Magnoliopsida; Poales; Poaceae
Product: CAAX amino terminal protease family protein
Exons: 5
Coding region: 1094-2173 (359 amino acids)
Biological process (GO): CAAX-box protein processing
Cellular component (GO): membrane
Molecular function (GO): metalloendopeptidase activity
Source: RefSeq, a predicted model, not a curated record
ACCAGGGAGAUUAUAUUAUGGGAGAUAGAGAGUUCGGGGGUUGGGGAGGUUGGAGGACCGGACCCCUGAAAACAACAAAACGCGUUUUCAAAGUUUACAUAUUGCAGGAAAAGAAAUUACACCAAUUGCUUAUAUCGCUAUCACAACCUUUGGUACGAGGCAGCCAAAGUCGAGCUUCAUCAGAGCAUCUCCACCGACCCCAACUUUCUCAUAGCAUUCACCUGGAGAACUGACAGAGGCAUUUCUUCAUUCUUGCCAUCAUCAAUUAGCUCCAAUUCCCUCCCAUGGUCACCAUCUCUUGAAAUUACAAUCAUGAAUCCAUCCUGUGCAAUGUCAUGAUCCAGGUCCUUUAAGUAGUUCUCCGGACUGCCAAGAUGCCAGAGCAUGCCCUGCGCGAUGCGGAGCGGAGCGGGAGGCAGCGUCGCGGGGUCAUCAAGAUCGGUGGCACUGGGAGUGUGAGCAGCUGAGUGGGCGCGGCAACGGGGCCGGGAGAAGACGCGCGUGGCUAGGCGAGAUGGAGCCGGCGCCUGCCUGGUGUCCUUUACGCCAAACAAUAAAGAAAACGACUAAGUUUUAUUGGGUUCAAACCAGCCCACUAACCCUCACGCUGGGCUUCAUCAUCCACCGUGGCCUGCUAGUGGUGGUUGAGUCCUCCGCUACCGUGACAGCCUGCGAGUUCGCCGUCCGCCCGUCCGCGUCCUGCCGACCUCAUCCACGCCGGCGCCGCGCCCGCCUCCGCGCCCGCCUCCGCGGACCGCAUAUUCGUUGUGACGCCAUCAGCUGCGCCGCGCGUCCUUAGGCCUGCCUCAGCCGCGUCGCCGCGCCCGCCUCAGGUUGCCCAGCCCCCACGCGCGCUGCGCCUGCCUCAGUCCCCACGCGCGCCCGCCGGCGGCCGGCCUCACGCCUCAGCCCUCAGGCGCUCAGGCUCAGCAGCGCCUGCGCCACGUGCCGAUGCGCGCCCUCCUGGCCGCCGCCUCCCUGCUUCGUGGUGCCUGCAGCCUGCCUGUCUGGUGCUAGCCGCGUCGCCAGAGGGAUCAAGAGGCCUGGCCUGGAGCCGUCAGCGUGGUGGCGCCUCCUCCACCCCACAGCACCCAUGUCCUCCGCCUCGUGCCUCGUCCAUCCCGCUCCAAGGUUCCGGGUUCGGCUACUGCCUCUCCCCUCCUCCGUCGCCGCGAGGCCGUUGCUUGGCUUCAGGCCUCGGUGUGGGGCUCCAGCGAAGGGAUGGGCAUUGUGGCACGUCUCAUGCUUCAGAAAUGGUCAGGAUGGGCCAACAACAUCUGACGAAGGUGAUGACUUCAAGUAUGUUGCCCAAUCACAGAGCUCUGGUGGUGCAGAGGUGAAAAAGGAAGAGGUGAGUAGCUUAAACGGGGAUCAGGAGCAGAAUUUGAAGGAUGGCGAUUGGUUCCUGCAACUGCAGAAGAUAAAAGAAAAUUUACUAGGCAGGAUAGUAAAAUUUCAGACAGAACGCUGGAUAGUACCUUGGACUGGACAAACCAUUGCUCAGGUGAUGAUUUUAUGGAUCGCCACAUUUUGGUUUGUGGGUUCCUGGAUAGUGCCAUUGUUGGCUCAUGCUGCUGGGUUUAGCAAGGAAACAUUGACGCACAGAGGCCAGGCACUAUACAGUCUCUUGACAGACAUAACAGAGGGCCUUGCCGGGAUCGCAAUCCUUCACCAAUGCCUUGGUAGAUUCCGACCCCUUCCUCCAGGGUGGUUCGAGUUCAAUCUGAAGGGCAAAUGGCACUUGGACGUAGCAUUUGGGUGCCUGCUAUUCCCACUAGUUAAUCUACUCUCACACAUAAACAUCAGCCUAGUUCCAGCGUCACCAGGUCCAGCUGUUGGGGUUUCCAGCGUAGAACAGUCCAUCGUGGCCCGGGAUCCAGUGGCAAUGGCUUUGUAUGCUGUGGUAGUCACGGUAUGCGCGCCUAUAUGGGAAGAAAUCGUGUUCCGAGGAUUCCUUCUCCCGUCUCUAACACGGUACAUGCCACUCCCAUGGUCGAUCCUAGCGAGCGCCGCUGCGUUCGCGCUCGCUCACUUCAACGCACAGAGGGUGAUGCCGCUAGUGUUUCUUGGAGUGGUGAUGGGAGGAGUCUUUGCAAGGUCGCGCAACCUGCUGGCGUCGAUGGUGCUGCACAGCUUGUGGAAUGGAUUUGUGUUCUUGGAUUUGAUGAAGUGAGCAGCUGAGCUGGAGUUAUUGUUUCGGUUCCAACCUUGGACAUAUCUGCUUGAGCCUCGUCUGAAAAUGUUUUGGACAAGAUUGGUUCUAUUCUUUUUUCAGGAUUAAAAGCAAGGCAUCUAAUGCAGCGGCGGAACAGAAGGAGUCGUGUAAGUCUGAAGCGAAGAGGGAACAGUUAGUGCAGGAAAAUAGACCACAGAACAGAAGAAAUGUUUAUUUUUUUCAGAAUUUUGUGUAGAAUGAUCAGUCACUGCAGUCUUAGGACCUGUGCCCAGCUUCCAUAAGCAUCUGCCACAUUUUUGUAAAUUGCAUAGGCGGGAGAAUAUUUGUCUCGUCGUGUAUAGAAUCCCCCCCCCCCUUGGAAAGGAGAUAUAUAUGGUUUCCUGCCAUUCAAUGCCA